Cololabis saira (Pacific saury) is the source of this 1843-nucleotide messenger RNA. RefSeq names its product basic helix-loop-helix transcription factor scleraxis-like. The record is from RefSeq and is a predicted model, not a curated record. Lineage: Eukaryota; Metazoa; Chordata; Actinopteri; Beloniformes; Belonidae. Bases 563 to 1207 code for a protein of 214 amino acids. The transcript has 3 exons. Gene Ontology annotation, biological process: developmental process; regulation of transcription by RNA polymerase II. Gene Ontology annotation, molecular function: DNA-binding transcription factor activity, RNA polymerase II-specific; RNA polymerase II transcription regulatory region sequence-specific DNA binding; protein dimerization activity.
CGUGGAGCAAAGAGACAGAGAAAAAGAGGCACGAGGGGGGGGUGGACCAAUCGAAAGCAAAAGAGCAUGAAGAAGUCGGCACAGAAAAGUUUCUGAUAGUUUGACUUUUGGGAGUGAAACAGAUAAACAAGAGCAAAGGACAAAGCAAAGAGUUAAGAGAGGCAAAGAAAAAAAAGAGACCUCAACAUGCCAUUUUAAGUUGGGUCUUAUUCCGAGGACAUAACAGAAGGAGAAGCAGAUCUUCGGGACGUGAGGUGCUUUUUUUUUCAUCAAUCAAGAGUGAACAGCUUGGACGUGGAACCUGCAGCUACCUAUGACAGCAGAUCUGAGGUCAAGCUGCUUUGACCUCAGCUUCAGGAUCAACUUGCUGAUGCUUCAGUUUCAGUAAAGGGAGGUUGUAAACCAAGACUGACUUAGUCUUCUGAUUCUUCGGGCAAAGAACACUUGUCACCUUUAACUGGCAGCGUCAGCAUCAUUUGCUACCAAGCAUCUUCAGCACAACCUCAAACGCUACCAGCUUGUCUUGAGGGCUUCUCCAAAGGACUCCCCAGUAGCACUGAAGAUGACGUUUGCCAUGCUACGCACGCCGCCUCCCGCGGGCCGCUUCUUGUACGGUGACAUCGCUCUCCUCUCUGAAGACGACGAUGACAACGGCAGCGAGGGCUCCGGGUCCGAAGACCGAACCAAUUCCUCCAAUUCCGCUGCCUAUCGCCUGUCAUCGCAGUCCCCAACCACCUUCCACAUCAAGAUGAGCAGGAAGAGGAAGAUGUUAGGGGCUGCAGAGGUAGAAGACAUAGCCGCGAGGUUGGGCCCCCCAGGACAAACCAUGGGGGCCCAUGGGGAAGUUCGUCAGAGGACCGCCGCCAACGCGAGGGAGAGAGAUCGUACCAACUCUGUCAACACAGCCUUCACGGCGCUGCGCACGCUCAUCCCCACCGAGCCUGCAGAUAGGAAGUUGUCGAAGAUUGAGACGCUACGCCUGGCCAGCAGCUACAUCAGCCAUCUGGGGAACGUGCUGCUCCUGGGUGAAGGGCUUCAUGACGGACAGCCGUGCCAUGCUCCCUCACCCCCGUUCUUCCACGUCAGCUCCUCCCCCACCCGAGGAACCGACCAAUCCACUCAGCCCAAGCACAUCUGUACCUUCUGCCUCAGCAACCAGAGGAAAAUGAACAAAGACAGAGACAGGAAGACGACCAUCCGAAGCUAACGACCAGGACGCCAACCAACCUCUCUGUUAAACUGCUCAUCGCUCCGACAGUGACGGUGAUUUUACUCUACUAUCACCGCAGCUUGAAGACUAAACAGACUUGGACUGCAUUUUUUAAAAAGACUUUUGAAGGACUUUCGCAGCACUUCCCGGACUUUUCAAGUUUGUUUUUUUUAAAUUGCUUUUUAUAUUACUUUACAAAGAACUUUCUAUGUCAGCCGUGUGAAGCUUUGACAGUAUUUUCCAAAGGGCUUUCUCGUGCUUCAAGACCAUCAAGAACCUUUCAGCCGUACUUAUAAGAGACUUUUUUUUCCUGUGUUCAGAGACUCUUUGCUCAGAGUUUUGAGAAUUUGUGGCACAUGAUCAGAAAACACAUGUAUUCAUCAAAAACUGUGUUAUUGUUGUGUAAACUGAAAUAUAAAUGUAUAUUUAUGUAACAUAACAUUAUAUAAUGACACUAUGUUAUUUAACAGGCGUAUGACUUUAUUUGACAAACAAUGUGCAUUGUUGUAAGGUACAAACAUUGGCUAUUGAUUCGGUUUAUAGCUUCUCAAUGAAUAUGAUCAUGAGAGUAUAAUCAUGUCUGAAAGUGGAAAAUGACUCAAGAUGACCAAUAAAGUGUUUGUAAACCUGAAA